Aspergillus sclerotioniger CBS 115572 is the source of this 1660-nucleotide messenger RNA. Its product is annotated as putative phosphatidylglycerol specific phospholipase. The record is from RefSeq and is a predicted model, not a curated record. Bases 238 to 1539 code for a protein of 433 amino acids. Gene Ontology annotation, biological process: phospholipid catabolic process. NCBI's taxonomy places the organism in Eukaryota, Fungi, Ascomycota, Eurotiomycetes, Eurotiales, Aspergillaceae. The transcript has a single exon. Gene Ontology annotation, molecular function: hydrolase activity, acting on ester bonds.
GUCGUACAAUCGUAGAAUCGUACAACCUCAUCCCCGUCCACAGACAACAUGCAGUCCAAAUCAUCACAAACUGCACGUGGAACGCCGCGCCCGGAGGAGCGCCGUCCCCUCCUGGGGCCUGAUGGUGAAGUUGUACCUUAUGAACUCAUCGACGACCUAAGUAAGCCACAACGGUCACUGCCAACAUGGCUAUCAACUUGGGGCAAGACGGCCCUCAUCACCGCUCUUCUCUUGAUCAUGAGUACUCUGCUAGUCCUAGCUGUUCUCUUCUUUGGCCUGGGUAUCUCCGGCCUCCCUCAUAACCUAAAACCAUUACCACCACGCGGCCCCAUCAAGAAUGUCGUCGUCUUGGUUCAAGAAAACCUCUCCUUCGACACCUACGCCGGCGGUCUAACCUACAACCCCAAAAUUGACGGCCUCGUCAACCGGACAUACUGCAACCCAUCCAACAUUGACGACCACAAAUCCCACACCGUCUGUGCCAAACCCACCGCCAAAAACGUCGCCCCAGACGACCCGGACCAUUCCAUCGCCGGAGGCUCAAUGCAAGUCUACAGCACCUACCAUCCAAACCACACCAGCCACGCCGCCAUGAACGGCUUCGUGACCGAACAAAUCCGCUCCUACGGCAUCGACCGCGAUCUCUCCCGCGCCGCCGAAGUCAUCAACUACUACACCCCCGACCACGUGCCCGUCCUCAACGCCAUGGCCGAAAACUUCGUCCUCUUCGACUCGUGGUUCGCCGCCGUCCCGGGCCCCACAAACCCGAACCGCGCCUACCUCACCUCCGGAACCAGCCACGGACACGGAAUGAACGACAUCGACUUCCUAACCUCCUCUCUCCCCCAGGUCUCCAUCUUCGAACAACUCUCCGCCGCCAACAUCUCCUGGAUCAAUUACUCCAACGCCACUGGCUUCCUCCCAGACGCUCUCUUCUACAAAUGGACCGCCCAAUCCGGCAAAGGCGAAACGAACGUCAAACCCAUCGACCAAUUCUACCAAGACGCUAAAACAGGCUCCCUCCCCCAAUUCACAUGGAUCAACCCCGAAUGCUGCUCCUAUAUGUCCUUCCAUCCCCCUUCCCCUAUCAAUAUGGGCGAGGGCUUCAUCAAAAGUAUCUACGAAGCCAUCCGCUCCUCGCCCCAGUGGAAUGAAACCCUCUUCAUUCUCACCUUUGACGAGCACGGUGGUUUCGCGGAUCAUGUAUCCCCCCCGGAUAACGUUCCACCGGGUGAUCAUCACACGCACAAGGAGUGGGCUCUAGAUGGAAGUCAAAUCGAGUUUAAAUUCGAUCGGUUGGGAAUUCGUGUCCCGACGCUGUUGAUCUCGCCUUGGGUCGGAAAGGGUGUGGUCCAGAAUCGUCCGACCGAUCAACCUAAUGAUUUUACUCAUACUUCUAUUCUAAAGUAUGUGGCUGAGUUGUGGCAUCUGCCCGUGUUGACUCCGAGAGUCGCCUGGUCGCCGAGUUUCGGAAAGUUGGUUGGCGGUGUGUAUCGGGGUGAUACUCCUGAGAAGCUACCUGAGCCGGCGGAUUUUUAGAUGUUAGAUGAUGGGAUGGGAUGGGAUGAAGGUGAUGUGAUGAAAGUGAUGACUCAAAUGGCGUAUAUUAAAUUGUGAUCAUGAUCUCUAGGCGUAUAUAUGAUUUUAUUUUUAUGGACUA